This is a messenger RNA of Helianthus annuus (common sunflower), 612 nucleotides long. RefSeq lists its product as uncharacterized. The record is from RefSeq and is a predicted model, not a curated record. Bases 1 to 612 code for a protein of 203 amino acids. The transcript has a single exon. NCBI's taxonomy places the organism in Eukaryota, Viridiplantae, Streptophyta, Magnoliopsida, Asterales, Asteraceae.
AUGGGUGACUUCAAAUCGGCUCAAGUCUGGAACACUAUUCGCAAUAGAGAGCAUCAGGCUUUGUGGGCUAACAUGGUUUGGUUUCCUCAAUGUGUGCCAAGGCACUCGUUUCAUAUAUGGCUGGCUUUCAGAAAUAAACUAAAGACUCAAGAUAGAUUGGCAGUUUGGGAAGCGGGUAGUCAAACAAAUCUGAAUCUAAUGUGUUGUCCGCUUUGCAAUUUUGAUCGGGAUAGUCAUGAUCACUUAUUUUUUCAAUGUAAUUUUGCUGCUCAAGUGUGGAGUAAUGUGAAGAAAAUGGUAAACUUGGUGACUGUGGAUAAUACGUGGCCAUCUUUAUUCACUUGGGUGGAACAACACUCAAGAUCGAAGGAGGUAGAUCAUAUUGUGUGUAAAUUGUUGAUAGCAGCUUCUUCUUAUUACAUCUGGCAAGAGAGGAAUAACAGGUUGUUCAAUAACAAUAAGAGGACGGUCGACCAAGUGAUUAAGAAGAUUAAAAGCUCGGUUCGUUUGCGGCUGAUGGGCUUCAGAUUUCGUGCGAUUUCAGAUAGGGAGAGGAUAUUCAAGGCCUGGCAGAUUGAAGAUAUCAAAGGCGAUAUAGGGGAUCCGGACUAG